Messenger RNA from Gamsiella multidivaricata, 769 nucleotides. RefSeq lists its product as uncharacterized. The transcript has a single exon. The record is from RefSeq and is a predicted model, not a curated record. Bases 120 to 512 code for a protein of 130 amino acids. Lineage: Eukaryota; Fungi; Mortierellomycota; Mortierellomycetes; Mortierellales; Mortierellaceae.
CUGACGAAGCUGUGCGUUGACGUUGGGUACCAAAGGGCGGACAUGAUAAUGGUGAUGGUGAUGGUGGUGGUGAUAGUGUUGUGGCUGUGCUGCUGAGCCUUGAAGCGGUAUAGACAUUGAUGGCGACGACGACGACAACGACGAGGUUCCUGCGCGCUGUUGCAGCAUCAGCUGCUGUGGUUGCUGUUGCUGCUGUUGAAUUUGGUAAAGUUCCCGCUGGCGAUGGAAUUCUUGGUGGGCCUGUUGAAGUCGUAGUUGCUGGCGAUACUUGUUCUCGCGCUCGAUCUGCGUUUGCUGCUGCUUGGGAGGAUGCCGAUGAUGUGUGUUCUUGUGGAACAGCGUAUCCUUGGAAUGUCGGUUGGAGUACGAUCCUCGCUGCACUAGCCCUGCAUCACCCUCAGGAAACUGGGCGCCAGCGCCAGCGGUGGUGCCGCUGUUGCCGGGGAGAGUUAGCAGAGAUCGAUUGGCGGACGCGAACAUGGCAUUUGGCAGCUUGGCUGUGGAUGCAUUGAGGCCAACUGCAGUUGUGUUGACACUGAGUCGUUGAUGGGUCGGAGAGGGUUCUGUGGUGUGAUACGAAGGAGCUGUAGGUGUUGCUUUUGCGGAUGGCGGGAGUAGGGGAUAUGUGGAGGGGGCAGUGAAAUCUGACGACCUGGCCUCUGGAGGCAUGAUCCUCGGUCUCUUGAUAGAAUGCGGGUCCAUUCUAUAUUAGGAGGUCCUUAUAUGCUGCUUUUGCCUUGUUGUGGAGCGUGAGCGAUGUGGAGAAGAC